This is a messenger RNA of Annulohypoxylon maeteangense, 1318 nucleotides long. RefSeq names its product terpenoid synthase. The coding region runs from base 179 to 1234 and encodes 351 amino acids. NCBI's taxonomy places the organism in Eukaryota, Fungi, Ascomycota, Sordariomycetes, Xylariales, Hypoxylaceae. The transcript is spliced from 9 exons. The record is from RefSeq and is a predicted model, not a curated record.
GGAGUAGUUAAAUAACUACUUAUGCAUAUUUCAGCUCGUUUUCCCACGGCUCUUCCAAAAUCCCAAGGUUGUUAUAAGUAUCAGUCAUCGCUGUCGAAUAUCCUCAUCAUGGACCUGCCUAUCCUCAUAUGUAAACUUACAACCCUUAUUCAAGAGUUCUUCUGUAAUUCUUGCAACGAUGUACAACUACACCGAAAAAGAACUUCUGGUAAAGAAGCUGAAGGGCCAGAGGCUUUCUAUACCAGAUAUGCGUCCGAUAUUCUCACAUUGGCCCUCUGGACAGAAUGAGAAUUACGAGACGAUGAAAGAAAUGAUUGACAAGCGACUUGCUAUGCAACCUAUGGGAGAGGAAGCUCGCAAAGCAUUCACCAACAUGAACCCGGCCUUACUUGCAGCAAGAUGGUGGCCAUCAGCAUCUAAGGAGAAAUACCGAACCUUGAUCGAACACAUUAUCUGGUUUGGCUAUUGGGACGAUCUUGUCGAGAAGCUCACCCCGGACCCAAACGCCGCCGAAGAUCUUCGCAGAGUGACUAAAGCCUUCAUACGUCAUUCCCUCGGCCUAACUCAACCGGGAGAGGAAGACUCGAUACCCUCUAAUCCCCUAGUCCGCAGUUUUGAGGGCAUUGCUGCGGAAACGUGUGCAAACUAUGACGAAGAGCAACGGAAGACCCUCAUGGGUCAUUUCGACCGAUACAUCGAUGCAACGCGACUUGAGGCAGAGGCAGAUCUGAGCGAUAGACUACCUAGUCUGAAGAGGUACUGGGAAGUAAGGAUACUGACAAGUGGUAUGGGCGCAUUGCUCGGCUUCACAGAAUACGCGGCCCAAGCCAAGCUUCCCCUUCAACUGGCCUCUUCAACGGCGUACGAGACCCUAUGGAUGACUACUAUCAUAAUAAAUUCCAUUGUAAAUGACUUGAUAUCGUUCAAGAAGGAGAUGAAAGCGGGAAGCGUAUUAAGCUCCGUAGCUAUACUCUAUCAACAAGUCGACAACCUUGACGCAGCGGUGCAGAUGUCGGUCGCUCACCUAAGGAUCCUAGUCGAAGAGUUCGACCGUGUGGCAAAUACGAUACUAUCGGAAUUUCCCUUGACCCCUGAGGAGGUGGAUGCCGUAUCGAAGAUUCUCUACGUACUAAGGACGGUAAACACGGGGAACUUGGAGUGGAGCUUGCAAUCAAAGCGCUAUGGAGUCAGCCAGUUCAUGACAGACGACGGACGGAUCGAACUGACUUUGUGAUUGUUGAACAAGCUGCCGUGCACUUGCCUUCUUGUCCCAUCGAGGGUGUUAUGACUUACGAGAUCCUUAUGAGCGUCGGAUAUA